Molecule: messenger RNA, 1136 nt
Organism: Mercenaria mercenaria
Lineage: Eukaryota; Metazoa; Mollusca; Bivalvia; Venerida; Veneridae
Exons: 8
Coding region: 107-997 (296 amino acids)
Biological process (GO): positive regulation of DNA-templated transcription
Cellular component (GO): nucleoplasm; chromatin
Molecular function (GO): metal ion binding; ubiquitin-protein transferase activity
Source: RefSeq, a predicted model, not a curated record
UUAAUAAUUGUUAUCAAUAUAAACAUAAAAUUUAUGUGAUAACGUUUGAUAUAAUAAAACUAUGUUUCAACAAUAAUAGUCUAAUUACAUGUAAAGAUUAAGGACAAUGAUUCAGGUAAAGAUGAGUUUAGAGAGUGACGGCGAUCAAUCACAUAUUGAAAUAUCAAGAUCUUAUGACAAGGAUGAAUGUGCUAUUUGCUUGGACAGCUACAGACAAGCGAAAUUGUUACCGUGUAUGCACAGGUUCUGUGAAGAGCCAUGUUUAAAGAAUCUUGCGGAUAGUUCGCAGGGAAACACUUUCAAGUGUCCUUUAUGUCGGCAAGAAUAUAUUGUUGGAAAUUCUGCAUGCGUAGGACAACCAGAGAGUACUCCUAUACAAAGAAGUCAGUACAUUAACGGAACCAUUGUCUCACCUCUAAGAGAUUCAGAAACUGCUCCACGUUUGGUACAAAAUACUGAAGAGUUACGGAUAGAAACAGCACCUGCGAGAGGGCCCAGUUAUCUUUGGACUGUCCCUCGCACAAGAGACUCAAAUAUAAGUUAUUCUGUCAGUGAACCCUCGACAGGGGCUAGUUGUGUAAAGAUAUGCUAUAUCGGACUUAUAGUUUGCAUGGUACAUUGCGUUUUCGUUGGUAUAGGAAGACUUGUAACAGGCAUUAUUGUUUAUGACGAUAGCUUAACUUCAAGCCGCUCAAGUAGUCAGGUCAGUGUCGCUGAGUUUCAAAUAUCGAAAGGAGUCUUAGACAUUUUAACCGCAUUGGCAAUCACUCGUGAGCGAGGAAGACGUAAAGUAUGUCUUGCAGUGUUGGUGAUGGGUUCUAUAACUUGCCUGAUAAUUGGUUCAACAAAAUUGUGGAAAAGUACGUGUAGCGAUACGAUAGAUGACUUUGCCAACGGUUUCAUGCUAUUUUCCCGGUAUUAUUCAAUAUUUGACUGGAUAAUGACUGUAUACCUCGUCGUGUUCGGGUGUUACUAUGGUGCAGACACGAACAACUGAUAGUAUACACUGAUUGACUUAUAGGUCAACAGUCACAACUGUUGUCCGAAGUCCGAAGGAUAAUAAUUUUGACUAUUGACCCGAAACCAUUUAAUAAGUAUUUGAUUAUAUGACAUUUGAAAUGAAGCUUCGUUUUGUU